AUGGACGAGACACCGCGGUCACCAAUGCGCCGUCGCAUACUGGCGGCCAUGCUGCCGCCUGAGAUAGAGGGCUCUGAGCCGUGGAGGAAGCGGAGGAAAUGCAGCACGCGGAGUCGCAGUCGCGAUCGCAGUCGCAGUCGCAGCUCCAGCCGUAGUCCGAGUAUUGGGCCUCAGCCUCCACCCACUUCUGGCACAAGAAAUGACGAUUCAAGGAGAGCCGAGGAGGGAAGAAGGGAAGAGGAGAAGAGGGAAGAGCGUGAGAGAGGGCAUAGAGAGAAUGAUCCGUUAGCGCCGAGACCGACGAGGUUCAGGUUUAAGGACAAGUCGAAGUCAUCGUCGAAGUCGUCACGCUCGAGGGGUGGUUCGGUAGACGACGAAAGGGAGGGGCGAUGUCGACACCAAAGUCGACACCGAAGGCAUGGCAGCAGUCAUCGAUCUCGAUCGCGAUCACGUUCCCCCAGCAAUAAGGACAAAGACAAGGACACCCACCGGUCCCGAAACCAGAAGCAUCACCAUCGGCACAGCCACAGACACAAGCACCGCACCCCCUCCCCUCAGCCCCCACCAGAAGACCCCUACGCUGAUCGGCCCCUGACCCCUAACACCGCAUUCCGCGAAUCCCUCAUGGACGCGUUAGCGGACGACGAAGGUGCCGCCUAUUGGGAAGCAGUCUAUGGUCAGCCAAUCCAUAUCUACAACCGGCACCUGGGACCGCUGGAGCAAAUGACGGAUGAGGAGUAUGCAGCGUAUGUGCGGCAGAAGAUGUGGGAGAAGACACGUGAGGGCUUGUUAGAAGAGAGGGAGAGGAGACUAAGGGAGAAGAAGGAAAGGGAGAGAAUGGCGAUGGAAGAAAGGGAACGGAGAAAGAAGGUUCAAAUGGAGAUGGAGAUCGCGUUGAGGAGGGGCGAGGAGAGGAAGAGGAAGAGACGAUGGGAAGGGUAUUGUCAGAAAUGGAAAGAAUGGGAGAAAGAGCCAACUGUGGAGGGAGUACCGUGGCCGGAGGGUGUUGUGCCGCUUGAGGAGGAGGGAGAGGAUGAUGUUGCUGCAGAGGAGAGGGAGGAGGUCGUAAAACGGGAUAUCGUCAAGUCGUUCUUUGUUGAUGGGAUACGGCUUGCGCUCGGUGAAGGAGAAACGGAUGACAAGGUGAUUGCAGCACGGUUGAAAGAAGAGCGUGUGCGCUGGCAUCCAGACAAGGUGCAACAGCGGCUUGGGGGGAAGGUCGAGGAGAGGAUAAUGAAGAGGGUGACGGCAAUUUUUCAGGUUGUGGAUUCACUAUGGAAUGAGGUGCGAAAGAAGGGAGAGAAAUAG
Thermochaetoides thermophila DSM 1495 is the source of this 1308-nucleotide messenger RNA. RefSeq lists its product as uncharacterized. The record is from RefSeq and is a predicted model, not a curated record. NCBI's taxonomy places the organism in Eukaryota, Fungi, Ascomycota, Sordariomycetes, Sordariales, Chaetomiaceae. The transcript has a single exon. Gene Ontology annotation, biological process: canonical NF-kappaB signal transduction. Bases 1 to 1308 code for a protein of 435 amino acids.